AUGGGUGUGCAAUACAACCCUCAAGAGUCGAUGAAGUCGACAUGGCGGACAGGCGACAGGAAAGAAUGGACCCGUCACCACUGGACGAUGGAGAAGUUCAAUCUCCACCCGACGGACCUUGACAGGCCUGUUCCUGUCCACCAGAAGACCGACAAGGUGCCUUACCUUCCUACACUGCAAUGCCAUGUCUGGGUGCUUGCCCAUGCCGUUUGGCCUAUGCUACUUCACCAAGCCUACGCAUCUCUUUCCGGCAGGAACCUUCCUUGGUAUGCGACCUUCAUCCUCUACACGCUCGCCUUCAAGAUAAACGCAGUCCACGAACUGCACAUGCUCCGCAAUCUUGGAAUGAGAUAUGGCUUUCUCGACGGCGACAAACAUGAGCGCGACCAAGUGCCCGACGCAACCGUUGCGAAGACCUUCCGUGCUCUUACGAACACCUCGACCUUCCGACCUCUUAUGGCCGUCAUCCUGGCCUACCGCAGCGCCGAUCUGCCGUCUUCUACCAGUUGGUGGCUCCCAGUCGAGCUCGGUCUCUAUGGCAUCGUUCUCGAUUUCUGGUUCUAUUGGUACCACCGCUGCAUGCACGAAUUCGACGGUCUCUGGAAAUACCACCGCACCCACCACUUGACCAAGCAUCCUACUCCACUCCUCACCAUCUACGCCGACGUCGAGCAAGAGAUCUUCGACAUUGCUGUAAUUCCUCUUAUGACCUGGCUUACGCUCAAAGCCAUGGGCUUCCCCAUGGGCUUCUACGACUGGUGGAUCUGCCAUCAGUACAUCGUCUUCACCGAGUUGUUCGGACACUCUGGCGUGCGUCUCCUCACGUAUCCUCCUUCCACAAACAGCUUGUUCUUGCGGCUCUUUGAUGCGGAGUUGAUCACGGAGGACCACGACCUGCAUCACCGCAAGGGAUACCGGAAGAGUCAUAACUAUGGCAAGCAGACCCUCCUCUGGGACCGCGUGUUUGGCACUGUUCACGAGCGGAUUGAAAGUACGCCAGAGAACAUCGACUAUGAGAAUCCUGCCACGCUUGAGUUCUUUCCGAUUAUCGCGGAUUGGUUGUUGGUUACUGAGAAGGCGAAGGCCACGUGA
Molecule: messenger RNA, 1092 nt
Organism: Lecanosticta acicola
Lineage: Eukaryota; Fungi; Ascomycota; Dothideomycetes; Mycosphaerellales; Mycosphaerellaceae
Source: the annotation of a GenBank genome assembly